Sugiyamaella lignohabitans is the source of this 399-nucleotide messenger RNA. RefSeq lists its product as uncharacterized. The transcript has a single exon. Bases 1 to 399 code for a protein of 132 amino acids. Lineage: Eukaryota; Fungi; Ascomycota; Dipodascomycetes; Dipodascales; Trichomonascaceae. The record is from RefSeq and is a predicted model, not a curated record.
AUGGAAUUCAUUAAUAAACUGGGAUAUAAAGCGGGAUUCGUGCCUAUGGGCGAUGUCAACGCUCAGAAACGUUGCUACGCUUAUAUUGGCCGGGCUAUUGACACCAUUCAAACCAGAAUAAACGACCUACCACCUGUUGAAAACGAGCCGGGUGUCCCUCCAGGAACCGACGAAGCGUCUCUACUGAAAAACGAGAUCCGAGUGUUCCAGAAUACCCGGGACCUUGUCGAAGCCUCAGAGGGCAAGUACAACUGGAAAAAGGCCCAUAUGUUCUGGGAGUACUGGGACAAAAUCAAGCAUGAUGUUGUCGAGGUCGUCGAGGGCAGAGAUAGUGACACCACCCUCAAGAAAGCCAAAAUCGACGAAUUAGAGGAGGGCCGCUACGACCCCACCGAGUAA